This is a messenger RNA of Telopea speciosissima, 536 nucleotides long. Its product is annotated as probable BOI-related E3 ubiquitin-protein ligase 3. Gene Ontology annotation, molecular function: ubiquitin-protein transferase activity. Gene Ontology annotation, biological process: regulation of programmed cell death. The record is from RefSeq and is a predicted model, not a curated record. Bases 38 to 463 code for a protein of 141 amino acids. NCBI's taxonomy places the organism in Eukaryota, Viridiplantae, Streptophyta, Magnoliopsida, Proteales, Proteaceae. The transcript has 2 exons.
AUUAAAAUCUCCAUUGAAUUGAAUUCACAGAGAACUGAUGAACGCCAUUGAAAACAACACUAAUAACUACAAUACCCAGAUGGGUUUGGGUGCUGUUCCGUUCUUUACAACCACAACAACAGCAGAAAUGCUUCUUCCUUUUUACAACUCCUCUGCUAUGGCUGAUCCAGUUCCUGCAACAACCACCGUGAAAGCAGAUAGUGGUCUCACUUACAACAAUCUCCCCAUCUCCGUCUCUAGAAAACGUUCCAGAGAUUCAUCGAUGAUCGCCUUACCCUGUUCUCCAAAAGACAACAAAAACAACAAUCGGAGUAGUUGCAGCAGUGUUGCUCCUCUGUCCUUCCUCGGCGAAGACAUUACAUUUCAGAUCCAACAGCAACAAUUAGAGAUCGACCGCUUCGUUGCCCACCAUACACAGAAGAUUCGGAUAGAACUUGCAAAGCGAAGGAAUCGAGAAGAUUAAUGGCGGAUCUUGAAGAAAGAAUUUCGAAGAGAUUAAAAGCCAAACAAGAAGAGAUCGAGAAAAUUGGGAAACU